AUGCACCUACGGGACGAGAUCGGGCGACUGCUCUUGUACCACGAAUUGUACGUGGCGUUGCAAUCCAAAACCACCACCUUCCCCAUCUUUGCUGCAUCAUCAUCCCCAGUCGUCGUUUCCAAAACGAGCGACGAGAAAGUUGUGGACGUGCGCAUUCAAUUGAUGAUUGCCAUGGGUUUUCCUCAACAAUGGUGCAAGCGUGCGCUGGAGUCCCGACAAGACGUCUGA
Molecule: messenger RNA, 228 nt
Organism: Aphanomyces astaci
Lineage: Eukaryota; Oomycota; Saprolegniomycetes; Saprolegniales; Verrucalvaceae
Exons: 1
Coding region: 1-228 (75 amino acids)
Source: RefSeq, a predicted model, not a curated record